ACAAAUUUUUACUUUACACUCAUCUCAAAAUGGCUAAUGUUUUCGGAUUAAUAUGCUCGGGAAGAUUGGUGCAAACAAAUUUCGAGGCGAUGUCGGAGACGCAGUUCCUGACGACGAUCCCGGACGCGGACGCCAUCAACCACGCGGUGGUGUUCCUGACGGGCGCGGCGCCGCUGCCCGCCGGCACCGUGGGCGUGGUGUACUGGUCCUGGCCCGACCCCGCCGCGCCGCCCAACUGGCAGGUGCUGGGACACAUCUCCAACGCCAAACCCUCCGCCAUAUUCAAGAUCUCUAACCUUAAGAAACUUCAUGAGCUUUCCAAUGAGAACCAGUUUAGCAGUGCCUUUGGUGCCCAGAAGAUAUGCACAAAUGCCCAAAUUGGUAUUGCCAUAGAGCCUGAGGCAAAUGCGGUCCUAGUCAGUAAUGCUCUUCAGGAGACAAACUCAUAUGCAACAUUUGCUGAGAAAAUGCUUGAGAACCUGGUGAACUUUGUGGCAUCAUUUGCGGUGACCCAGGACCAGAUGACCCCCACGCCCGGCGUGUCCUACAUCCCGCUCAACACACUGCAGACCUGGUACCAGAACUUUGAGCGGAGACUGCAGCAGAACCCCAACUUCUGGAAAAACUCGUAGAAUAAUAUUGAUUUGAAUCUGAAUGCUUGAAACUGUUACAAAGCCCAGUUCCUACAAGCUCAGAUAGUCACAUUGGCUUCCAGCAGUCGAUGUACAGCUGAGCGGUGCCUGCUCGGGACCCUGCUGGAGGGUCCACGCCCUGCACAGCAUGACCAGUGGAACUCUUUCUCAGUGACCUCAGAAUAAUAGAAUGUACUCUGUGCUCAGUGACUUUCUAACUUUGACUAUAUUUUGCAUAAUGUCUUCUUAUCCUUACCAAUAUUUUCCAAUGUUUAUUGCUAUGAAAAUAUUUUUACUAUUUAUAUCUAUAAGUUGCAAGUGAGAGAUAAUCCCAGUCAAUUGUUUCCUGUGGAAACAGCUCCAUGGGGGCACACAUUGUUUGUUCCACGUGGCAUCUGUAAUUAUUUAAUUUAUAUGACGACCUCAUAGACUGCUUAGACGUAUUUUUUAUAAUACUAAUAAAUUAUAUUUGAGUCAA
Messenger RNA from Plutella xylostella (diamondback moth), 1110 nucleotides. Its product is annotated as protein OPI10 homolog. The record is from RefSeq and is a predicted model, not a curated record. NCBI's taxonomy places the organism in Eukaryota, Metazoa, Arthropoda, Insecta, Lepidoptera, Plutellidae. Gene Ontology annotation, molecular function: Hsp70 protein binding; nuclear import signal receptor activity. Gene Ontology annotation, cellular component: cytosol; nucleus. Gene Ontology annotation, biological process: protein import into nucleus.